This is a messenger RNA of Cryptotermes secundus, 2443 nucleotides long. Its product is annotated as glutathione-specific gamma-glutamylcyclotransferase 1. Gene Ontology annotation, biological process: glutathione catabolic process. The record is from RefSeq and is a predicted model, not a curated record. Gene Ontology annotation, cellular component: cytoplasm. The transcript has 3 exons. NCBI's taxonomy places the organism in Eukaryota, Metazoa, Arthropoda, Insecta, Blattodea, Kalotermitidae. The coding region runs from base 244 to 1041 and encodes 265 amino acids. Gene Ontology annotation, molecular function: glutathione specific gamma-glutamylcyclotransferase activity; gamma-glutamylcyclotransferase activity.
UUCAGUGUUUCCGCCAAAGAGUCUGCAAGUUUACAAGUUGCACGUUUGACAAUAUGCGACAGUCAUGAUUUGAUCGCGCUUUUGUUUACAGUAUUAAAGAGACGGCCGGCGGUUUGUUUGCCAACAGUUCAGUGCAGAACGCAAGGGAUUCACAUCAGUGUUGUAUUCUUAGCGGCAUUUCGUUCCACCGAGCUGUUCGUGUUGAUCUCGUGCUCCACUUUUCUGACCGUAGCACAAGAAGACAUGCAGCAAGAGCAGGAAACUGCUGGAAAAUCUAACUCUUCCGGCCUAUGGAUAUUUGGUUAUGGAUCUUUAUGCUGGCAUCCUGGGUUUGAAUUCGAUAAAUCUUUUAUCGGAUACGUUAGAGGUUUUUCAAGGAAAUUCUGGCAAGGGAAUACAACUCAUAGAGGAACCGAAAAGCAGCCUGGUCGUGUGGCAACGUUGGUUGAAGAUAAAGAAAGUAUAGUGUGGGGGCGGGCGUUCGAAGUCAGAGGCGAAGCGGCAUUACCAUACCUGGACACAAGAGAGUGCCAACUGGGUGGCUACCACGUGCAACUAACAUCUUUCUUCCCACAUAAAUUAGCACAUCGUUUGGAUUCCGACAGCACCAGUGGCCCACAACCCACAUCAUUCCCUGCACUGUUCUAUGUCGCGACACCAUCCAACAGAUUGUGGCUGGGUGACGCACCUCUAACAGAAAUCGCUUCUCAGAUUGUAGAGUGCAGUGGGCCCAGUGGUCAUAAUGUGGAGUACUUGCUGCGUCUUGCAGGCUUCAUGCACGAGUAUUUGCCUGAAGCUGUGGAUGAACACUUGUUCACACUGGAGUUUCUGGUGAGAUCAAGGAUAAAAGAACAAAAUCUGUGCUUAAAGACACUGAUGGGAGACUCUCUGAUGCCUGCUUCGCCUCCAGCAACACCCCCACAUGAACUGGAAGACGCCGAUGAAAACAAUGCUAUUGGCGGUGACCCUGCAGUCAGACCAGACUCGUUCCAAUUCACUUCACGAGUGCCCCCAAAGAAACUCCGUUGCCUCAAUAUUUGAUUUUUUGCCUUCUAUACUUGCGGGAAAAUACUCCGUGACCUUCAAAUUUAGGUCAUAAUUAAACAUAGAGACAAAUAUCACCAAAGAUGGCACUAUGUGUCAGUUCUGAUUAAUUUUGUCUGAUGACUUUUUAAUGCUGUAUUAUUCUGGAAUAUGAUUCUUGAUACCUACUGCAUGAGUAAGUUUAGAACAUACUAGACUGAAAACCUGGCAGGUCGAUCUCAUUCUUGAGUAUUAUCUAGGACUUCAGCUGCUCACUUGCCUGGACAUCUUGCUGAAGGAAAUCUGAUAUUCGUGAUGUAUAUAGGUAAUCAUGAACCUUAUGAGCAGAACCAGCUUCAUGGCACCGUUGAAUGGGACUCAUGUAAAGAAGAUUACAAAGAUUGAUUCCAAGAAGUUGUUUUCAUUGGUGUGCCUGUGGGGAUACAGGCUCAGGCAGUGGACUCAUCAUUGCCUCCUCACAUCUGUCUUGCCUGAUGGGUGUCGAGAAACUAUGGGUUUCAGGUUUGUGCCAUAUCAAAACUGGGAGUUGGAUGUCACCAAAGAAACCACAAAAUAUAAACUCUCAUUAACUUCAUGCAAUGAGUCUGAACCACAUUUACACGAAUCUGUGAAGAUGCAAGUAAUGUCCACUAAAAAGACGGAAGGAAAGUUUAAUCUUUGUUGAAACUUGAUGAUAAUGAUUCUUGAGAAGUAAAGUUUCCUUCUAGAUUGUAAAACAGAGAACCGCCUCCAAUCCAGAAUGUGAAAUAAAUAAAAUUGAAUAUACUACUACUAAUAAAGUAACAAAAUAACUGCAUAACGCAGUUAAUGGAGCUUCUUCCAUGGUUUUCACUUUCAAGCAGAAAUUUGGAAAAUGUAAAUAAACGGAGCAAACUCUUCCAUAAAGCUGCAGAUUUAAUCACACAGUAAAGAAAUAUAAGGAUUUCUCCCAUUGGUGUUUGUCCUGCAAACUGACUGUGCUGAUAUUCCAGUUGGACCAAAGAAUUUGCUUGUUUCAUUGAUGUGAAUAAAGUAUGAUUUAUUUUAAUAUUACUGUUUUAUGGGGUGUGAGCCAUGUAGUCUGACAGAAAGGUACCAGCUUUGUAGACAAACCUCCUGCCUCUGUCUUCAGGGCAAUAAAUAUCCUCAGAUGGAGGCAUCAGGUUCAUCCAAAAUGUCAGUAGAUACCUAGCUCCCAGACUACAAGAUAUAACAUCCUAUGUGAGAGCCAUCAUCAUGCUUGCCAUUGUAAGAACAUCAAAUCUCACAUGUGUCUUAUCUGUCAUAGAUAUUAAAAAAAUGCUGCACCCGAGUUGAAAUGAACAUCUGAAGACAGAAAGAUUCAGUGGAGAGUGCUACAAAUGUAACUGAAAUUACCAAAGAUGUAUUUAAUAUACUGAAAUAUAUUUUCUUUUAUUUA